This is a messenger RNA of Hydra vulgaris (swiftwater hydra), 2839 nucleotides long. RefSeq names its product mutS protein homolog 4. Lineage: Eukaryota; Metazoa; Cnidaria; Hydrozoa; Anthoathecata; Hydridae. The record is from RefSeq and is a predicted model, not a curated record. Gene Ontology annotation, molecular function: mismatched DNA binding; ATP-dependent DNA damage sensor activity; ATP binding. Gene Ontology annotation, cellular component: nucleus. Gene Ontology annotation, biological process: mismatch repair; reciprocal meiotic recombination.
AUAUAAUAAUGUCAUCAAUCUUUACAAAUAGUAAUUUUUCAGUUACUAACUCAACAUCAAAACGCCAGAAGAUAAGUUCUGAUUUCUACACCACAUCAUCAAAUAGUACCAGUCUAGAUAGAAGUGCAAAAUAUUCAUUUAAUUUAGAAACACCUCAUUUGAGUUUGGAUCAUGAUGGUAAAAAAAUUACCAAGAAAUCUUGUGCUUCAGGAAUAUGCUCUCUACAAACUCCUUUUCAAGAGAGCAGCUCAAAUGGUUCAAAGCACACUCCAAAAACACCUGCUUCUAGAACACCAUUAGGAAAUAUUGCUCAAACCAGCAAUGUUGUAGCCAUUGUUGAAGGUCGUGGUAUGGCAAAGGGAGAGAUAGGCAUGGCUUGCAUUGAUCUUAAGGGGGCAGAACUGAUUAUUUCACAGUUUUCAGAUGGUCCUACAUAUGUUAAAAUAUUGUGUAAACUACAAAUAAUUCAACCAGUUGAGAUUAUAAUGCCAAACACUUCCUAUGAGAAUGGCAAAAUGACACAGCUGUUUCAAGUAAUAAGUGAACAAUUCCCAUAUGUUACACUGACUACUGUUCAAAGAAAAUAUUUUAAUGAAAGCAAAGGUCUCCAGUACAUUAGGCAGCUUUGUGUACCAGAAUUUAAUACUGUUGAAAUGGAUGUUCAGUCAAAGUAUUAUUGCUUAGCAACAGCAGCAGCACUCUUAAAAUAUGUUGAGUUCAUUCAAAAUGUGGUUUUUGCUCCUGCUUCCUUAAAAAUUACUUACAAAGGAGGUGAAAAAACAGCACUUAUAGACAUGACUGCUGCACGUCAUCUGGAAUUAGUUCACAACUUAAGAAAUCCAAAAAGCAAACAAUCUUUGUAUGGAGUACUGAAUUAUACAAAAACAGCUGGGGGAGCUCGCUUGUUGAGGUCAAACAUUUUGCAACCUCCUUGUGAUCUUCAAACAAUACAAACAAGAUUCGAUUGUGUUGAGGAACUUGUAGAGAAAGAAGAACUUUUUCUUAAUUUACAAGCUAUAAUAAGCAAGUUUCUUGAUGUCGAUCAUUUGAUAUCAUCUACUGUUCAAAUUCCAAAGAAAGAAGGCAUCAAAGUAUUUGAAAGAAAAAUAGCAGAAAUAAUUUUUUUAAAACACACUAUAGAACUUGUUCAAAUACUACAAAAUGCAUUAGCUGAUGGCCAAAAUAGUUUAUUUAAAGCAUAUUAUCAGUCAUUAGAUGAUUCACGAUUUGCAAAUCUUUUGGAGCAAAUCAAAACUGUCAUUCAUGAAGAAAGUCGUUACCAAAAAGGUGCUCUUAACAUGCGCACACAAAAGUUGUUUGCUGUUAAGCCAAACGUCAAUGGUUUGUUAGAUGUUGCACGUCGCACUCACUGUGAGGUAGUAGAUGAUAUAACAGAAAUGAUUCACCAAGAAGCUACAUCAACAGGUCUUAUGUUAACACCAAAUUAUAACAAUACCAGAGGUUUCCACAUCACUCUCAACACUUAUGGUAAUAACAAUUUAGUUGAUGCUCUUCCUUCACAUUUUAUAAAAGUUGUUCGAGCAAAAUCUGUGAUCAGUUGCACUACUGAAGAUUUGAUCAAGUUAAACACAAGAUUGGACGAGUCAUUAGAAGAAAUAUACUUUUUGUCAAACAUGGUUGUGGGAGAACUAAUGAAAAAUAUCAGAGAUCAAAUUGGUUGUUUAUAUAAGCUGGCUGAAUGUAUAUCAACUUUGGAUCUACUUGUUUCUUUAGCUCACGCUUGCACUCUCUCUAAUUACAUACGGCCAGAGUUUACAGAUACUCUUGCCCUAAAACAAUCUCGCCAUCCAGUUCUUGAUCGGAUGUCAUCCUUGCCUAUUAUUCCAAAUGAUGUGUAUGCUUCUGAUGUUUCAAACUUUAUAUUAAUAACAGGACCAAAUAUGAGUGGUAAAUCUACAUACCUGCGUCAAAUAGCUUUGUUACAAAUUAUGGCUCAAUGUGGUUCUUUUGUCCCAGCUGAAUAUGCAUCCUUUCGCUUAACAAAUCAAAUAUUUGUUCGUAUUGGAAGUGAUGAUGACAUUGAAACAAACUGUUCUACUUUUAAAUUAGAGAUGAAGGAGAUGAAUUAUAUACUUCAGAAUAUCAGAGAUGACUCUUUGCUUAUUGUUGAUGAACUUGGUCGAGGCACCAGUGUUGAAGAAGGUGUUGGAAUUACUUUUAGUAUAUGUGAAUAUUUGCUGUCUAAAAAAGCAUUCACAUAUUUUGCUACCCACUUUCAUUCUCUUUGCGAUUUGGAAAAUCUCUAUCCCAAUGUGGAAAAUUAUAACUUUGAAGUUCAGCAAGUUGUUGAUCAAAAUCAAAGCACUGAAAACAUGCAAUUUACCCAUGUAUUAGUGAAGGGACGAACUACUGUCGAAAACUAUGGGCUCAAAUUGGCUGAAAUGUCAACUUUACCAGUAGAAUUAGUUGAAAAAGCAAAACAAAUAGCAUUGCAACUUCAACAGAGAAAAAAUGAAAACCAAAAAUCAUUGGAAUCCUCCAAAAGAGAGAAAGCUGUAUUCAGGCUCGUUACUCGACUAUUGCAAGCAGCGAAAAAUUCUCGCUUAGAUGAGGAAACUCUUCGUUUAUAUUUAUCAGGUUUAAAAAGACAAUUCAUUGCAGAUAUUUCCGAAGAAUAAGCUUCAUGUAAGGUGUAAUACACUCACAAUUAUGAGGUGACACUCGCAGUUACAACUUUUACAACACUUAUAGUCACGUCAGCAUUUUUUUACUUGAACUCAUUUCAUACGUGGUUCCCUCACUAAUAUUUAGAGUUCAAACGUCGAAUAAAUGGUUAUAUUUUAUUGUUUUUAUAUCAUAUAAAUCUUUUUAAACUCCG